Molecule: messenger RNA, 5429 nt
Organism: Neocloeon triangulifer
Lineage: Eukaryota; Metazoa; Arthropoda; Insecta; Ephemeroptera; Baetidae
Product: papilin-like
Exons: 22
Coding region: 835-4908 (1357 amino acids)
Molecular function (GO): serine-type endopeptidase inhibitor activity
Source: RefSeq, a predicted model, not a curated record
CCUCUGUAGGGAAUGAACAUAAAGAUCAUAGAGCGCAACCACCAAAGGAUUUUUGCUGCGCUGUCCUGUAAUAUAAAAAUGAGCUGAAAAGCGGCACACGCGAUGUUAACAACUGCAGCCAUCCAACAAAGGUGUAUAUCACAAUUUCAGAAUCUAAAAUUUCACAGUAAGUUCAAGCAGGAAAAAUUAAAUUAUAUUAAGCUCAAAGCUCACCACUAAAUAAUGGCACGAAGCAAACGUGGGGCACGUACCACAGAUCAAAGAAAACCCAAGCCUGCAAAAUUUAUCAAAAUUAUGUAUUGAUUUAUUCUCCAUUAUUUUUUAUUUAAGUACAAGAUUACAGCAACUAGAUACAGGUUAAUGAAUAUAAAUUUUUUUUAAAUGAAGUAUUGAUUCAAAGCGCUAAUACGAAAUAUGAAAAUAAAUAAUUUAAAAAAAAACUUACGAUAUUCACCAAGGCAAUUAUAUAAGCGCCGUGACAAGUCGCAAUUUUGAAAUUUAGUGCAGAAGUAGCCAGUUUGGAUAUUUUUUUAAUAUUACUUAUUUUAUAAAAUAUCUUUUAUUUUCAAUCAGCAUCUAAUUUAAAAAUGGCUCUAUUGAAAUUAACAGUAGCUUUUUAUUUACAAAUAAAAUUGAUGUUAACAAUAAUUUAUUUACGAAGAAAAAAUAAUGAAAUAAAAUGCCAAGCAAAAAAUUUGUUAUCAAUUUCCUCUGACGGGGGGAUUUUGCUGUCGCUAUCGCGCGGCACCAAUUCAAUCGCUUUUCCGCGUCAAUGGACCAAAUUUCUGUUGUUGGCUGUUAAGCUUCAAUAGGCAUAAGAUUCUCUUUGUCGUCAUGCACAGAGCAGAAAAACAGCGCCGCAUCAAUACAACUACCAUGGAAUUGAAUUGGCAAUUGAAGUUAUUGUCCCUACUGUAUAUUACAAUGACUAUUGAUGCGAUACAAGAAGUAGCGUAUUGCUAUAAAACUAAAUUUGGAUGUUGUGAUCAAAACAUGGUGACACCAGCCCACGGACCCAACGGAGAGGGCUGCUGCAUCAGCUCUAAAUUUGGUUGUUGCCCAGACAACAUUUUGCCAGCGGUUGGACCUAAUCUUGAAGGCUGUGAAUGUUCAAAAGCAAAAUUUGGCUGCUGCCCAAAUGGUGUUGACUAUGCCAAAGGCUUGAACAGAGAUGGUUGCGGCUGCCAGUAUACAACACAUGGCUGCUGCCCUGACGGAGUUUCUGAGGCCAAGGGAGAAAUGUUUGAAGAAUGCGCCGACGCAUCUAAAUUCUCUGGAGAGGCUUGUGAUCUACAAAAAGAUAGAGGAACGUGCAAAAAUUUCACUAUCAUGUGGUUCUUUGACUCUGUAUAUGGUGCAUGCUCGAGAUUCUGGUAUGGUGGCUGUAAUGGCAAUAAUAACAGGUUCAACUCUGCUGAAGAUUGCAGAAAGGCCUGCGUUGAACCUGAGGGCCGAGACGCAUGUUUUCUGCCAAAAAUUCCUGGACCAUGCGAGGGUUACAACCCUACUUGGUACUUUGACAGUGACACCAAACGCUGCAGCGAGUUCAUUUACGGAGGCUGCUUGGGUAACAAUAACAAGUUCGAUAUUAUAGAAGAGUGCCAGCAAAUGUGCGAAUAUGUCGAAAUAAAAGAUCUUAAACAAGACCGGUCAAUUCUUAAUGGUCUCAACUCAAGUCCAAGAAGAGAUGCAGAUGUUUGUCAAGAGACUGCGUCUUUCCCUUAUGAUGUUGGAAACAGAGAUGUAAAAUUAUUGGCACUCUGGAUGUUUGAUACAAAAGCGAAGCGUUGCUUGCCUUUCUACAAAGAGUUACGUUUACCAAUCCGUCGCAACAAUAGUCAAACACCAUUUGAUGACAAUUACUACAACAUGAGCGUUCAAAACCAAAGCCCAUGUUGGCUGCCUAGAGACUCAAAGGCGUGUGAACAAUAUGAAAUCCAGUAUUUCUAUGACUCGAGCACCGACUCGUGCCACUCAACAAGUGCUGGCGAAUGCCUGUGGAACGCAAAUCGCUUUCAUAGCAAAGAUCAAUGUGAGCAGAGGUGUCGUCAAGAUGUCCAUGUUUCAACACAAUUGAGAUCAACGACUGUUGAGAACAAAUGCAAACUUAUUCCCGAUUCAGGCGAUUGCAGCGAAGAGGUUUUGGCCUGGUUCUACAGUGCUAGUGAAAAUUUAUGUCAUGCGUUCAUUUACACAGGCUGCGGGGGAAACAGCAACCGCUUUGAAUCCAAGCUUGACUGCCAAAAAUCGUGCUCUCGAAAAAAAGAUUUUUGCAAGCUGCCUAUUGAGACAGGAACUUGUGACGAAAUCCACAGUCGGUUUUACUUUGAUUUGGAAAAAGGCGAGUGCAAAAACUUCAAUUACUCUGGUUGUGGAGGAAAUCGAAACAACUUUUUUGAUGUGGACUCGUGCAUAUACUAUUGUGGUAGCAAAAAAGACUGUUCUAACUACAUAUUUAUCAGCGAAAAGAAGUGCACCAGCAAGUUCCCACUAGCUUGGGAUCCCACUGUGCGCGUUGUUGCAGAGGGAGGUGAGUGCACCCUUAGAUGCAGUUUGAACAGUGGCAUCCCACAUCCUGAACUAAUUUGGAGGAAGGGCGCAAAUAAUCAUAUAAAUGGUUCUCUUGGCAGACAUCGUCUUUUGCCUGACGGUUCUCUGCAGAUAAUUGGCGUAACUAGUGAUGAUGCUGGAAAUUACACUUGCUCCGCUAAAAAUGGAGUUUCUACACGAAUUCAACUAGAAGUGAAAGAUGGUUUGGUGACAGCUGCCGACGUCGUCAGGGUCAAUCCUUACAUGCAAGUACACCUGAACUCGCCUGCCAUCCUGCACUGCUACGCAAUGGGCUGGCCGCGGCCUUCUGUGACGUGGUGGCGUGGCGAACGCAUGGUUCCGAUGGCCAGCAAGGGACAUCAGCAGUAUCUCAAUGACUUCACCCUGCUCAUCAAAUCGGUCACUCCUGAGGACCUCGGACCCUACACCUGUCUGGCCUACAACGGCAUGGGAAAGGCUACGUCGUGGACGAUCACAGUGCAGGGCUACAAAGCAGCAGAUGCCAUCUUCUUGGGCUCGGAGGAUUACUUCCAGUAUCUGGUCGAACCAUUUGAACCUGACCAUUCUAAAAUGACACUUCCAGCAACUACACCACUUUUUAGAGAUCCCACUGUGCGCGUUGUUGCAGAGGGAGGUGAGUGCACCCUUAGAUGCAGUUUGAACAGUGGCAUCCCACAUCCUGAACUAAUUUGGAGGAAGGGCGCAAAUAAUCAUAUAAAUGGUUCUCUUGGCAGACAUCAUCUUUUGCCUGACGGUUCUCUGCAGAUAAUUGGCGUAACUAGUGAUGAUGCUGGAAAUUACACUUGCUCCGCUAAAAAUGGAGUUUCUACACGAAUUCAACUAGAAGUGAAAGAUGGUUUGGUGACAGCUGCCGAGAUCGUCAGGGUCAAUCCUUACAUGCAAGUACACCUGAACUCGCCUGCCAUCCUGCACUGCUACGCAAUGGGCUGGCCGCGGCCUUCUGUGACGUGGUGGCGUGGCGAACGCAUGGUUCCGAUGGCCAGCAAGGGACAUCAGGAGAAUCGUAAAGACUUCACCCUGCUCAUCAAAUCGGUCACUCCUGAGGACCUCGGACCCUACACCUGUCAGGCCUACAACAGCAUUGGAAAGGCUACGUCGUGGACGAUCACAGUGCAGGGCUACAAAGCAGCAGAUGCCAUCUUCUCGGGCUCAGAGGAUUACUUCCAGUAUCUGGUCGAACCAUUUGAACCUGACCAUUCUAAAUUGACACUUCCAGCAACUACACCACUUUUUAGAGAUCCCACUGUGCGCGUUGUUGCAGAGGGAGGUGAGUGCACCCUUAGAUGCAGUUUGAACAGUGGCAUCCCACAUCCUGAACUAAUUUGGAGGAAGGGCGCAAAUAAUCAUAUAAAUGGUUCUCUUGGCAGACAUCGUCUUUUGCCUGACGGUUCUCUGCAGAUAAUUGGCGUAACUAGUGAUGAUGCUGGAAAUUACACUUGCUCCGCUAAAAAUGGAGUUUCUACACGAAUUCAACUAGAAGUGAAAGAUGGUUUGGUGACAGCUGCCGAGAUCGUCAGGGUCAAUCCUUACAUGCAAGUACACCUGAACUCGCCUGCCAUCCUGCACUGCUACGCAAUGGGCUGGCCGCGGCCUUCUGUGACGUGGUGGCGUGGCGAACGCAUGGUUCCGAUGGCCAGCAAGGGACAUCAGGAGAAUCGUAAAGACUUCACCCUGCUCAUCAAAUCGGUCACUCCUGAGGACCUCGGACCCUACACCUGUCAGGCCUACAACAGCAUUGGAAAGGCUACGUCGUGGACGAUCACAGUGCAGGGCUACAAAGCAGCAGAUGCCAUCUUCUCGGGCUCGGAGGAUUACUUCCAGUAUCUGGUCGAUCCAUUUGAACCUGACCAUUCUAAAUUGACACUUCCAGCAACUACACCACUUUUUAGAGUGCCUGUAAGAGUCAACCUGACGUCACCAAGAACUUCGUAUGCACUUUACACAAAUUUGAUAAUCCAUUGUGAUGUAGAAGGCUACCCCAUUCCGCAAGUUGCUUGGUUCAAGGACGGCCAGCAACUUGAGUCUAGUACUGAGCGAAUGCAGAUCUCAGAAAAAACCUUGUUCAUCAAGAUGGUUGAAUUCGCGGAUGCUGGCGCUUACAAAUGUGAAGCUAGAAAUGAGAAUAGCUACGACAGUGGCACCGUCACCAUCACCAUAUUCUCUGAUCAACAAAUCCACCCUAAAUGCCAUGACAGUCCAAUGUUCGCCAACUGCAAACUGAUUGUGAGGGGCCAGUACUGUACACACAAGUACUACAAAAAAUUGUGCUGCCGCUCUUGCACUAAAGAUGGACAGCUGCCUCUGAACGGCGCCCACCUCAAAGCCAAUUCUCUUUGAAAUUUCCAUGACGCAAAUUGAGCUUAUUUUAGUAAUUUUUUUUUCAUGGUGUGUCAAAUAUUUUUUUAAGCAUAGUCGUAUUUUAUCAAUCAAACUUGAUACCCAGUGUAGGUUGGUGUAGGUUUAUUUCUUUGCUGCUUAUAGUUAUUGUAGCCUUUGAUUGAUGCAAAUAAGGGCAGUCAAAUGCAAGCAAUUAAUUUUCAUUUGAGCAGGUGCAAAUGAUGACCUUUGUGCCAUUUAAUUUUUGAUUGAAUGAAUGUCUAAAGUUUUAGGUAAUCUUAAUCUGUUUUUACUCAAUUAAAAUAUUAAUGCUAUUUCACAAGAAGAAAAUUUUGACAAAUGAAGAGAUUUUGCGAUUUUACAAUUCAGCCAAAUUCAAGAAAAAGUUCCGCGAGCUUAACAAGAUUCAACCUGAUUUCAUCUCUCCAGAUAUCUUUGUCAUUGAGAAAUAAAAUGAUUAUUUUACUCAUUUAUUUUGUAUGGCGUAGUGUCACCCAAAGCAAAAAUAUUUAAUAAAUUGA